ACCUUGCCUUCGCAGAGCAUCGCAUCUGUGUAGGGACCGAGACGAUAGCUUGUUCCUGCCAGUUGUAGAUCGAAACGGGGCUGUACAAGAAACUCUGGAGCCGGUGGUGGAUAAUGAAUGCCUGCCACUCUUGACUUCUGUAGACAUGCUCGUGUUCCUACCAAGUACGUGACACUGGGCAGCUGUCAAACCGUGGUGCCAGUUGUGGCUUGUUUGUUGUGUUUUGUGAAAGAACAAGGACGCGACACAAUGCCUGGCACCAGUCGGGCAGGAGUGACGUCCAUGACCGCCCCUCGUUUUCACUUGGAUCUUCAGUCCCUUGGGUUUGACCAACGCAGCAGCUGCCUUCCCUUCCUUCCUUUGUCUUCUGGAAUCCCAGGGCACACCAACAUCAAAACAAGUUCUACCGAUUUAACCUUCUCUCCUGUUGACUUCCUCUUUUGCUUUUUCUGAACUGGAACACGACUCAGCUUUUGAUACCCCCAAGCACAUACUCUCACCAUCUGUGUGCAUAAUCUUCAAACAACCUCACGACCACGCCGUCUUCGUUGCUCACCCCGACAAUAGUAUCGUACCUCUAGACUCAGUCCGCGAUGAGGAUCGCAAAGACUUUCCUCUCCCUGGCCCUUGUGGCCGACGCUGUCUACGGCAGCUCGUGGUUUUCCAAUGCUGCCUACAACAAAUGGCACGAGACUGAGCUCGAGAGAUGGCUUUCCGACCACGAUGUCCCCUAUCCUACACCCGCGGACCGCAAGGAGCUCGAGAAGCUCGUCCAGUCCAACUGGGAUAACCAGGUGGUCGCUCCUUACAAGGAGUGGGAUACUGCCAAGCUCACCGACUACCUGAAGCAGAAGGGAAUCGAGACCAAGGACUCCGCCGGUUCCACCAAGGACUCUCUCAUCGACCAGGUCAAGGGUGUCUGGUAUGAGUCUGAGGACAAGGCUCACAACUCCUGGCUCAACGUGAAGGACUGGAUUCUGGACUCGUGGACUGACAGCCAGCUCAAGGCCUUCUGCGAUCGCCAUAGCAUUCCAGUCCCCCAGCCCCGUAAGCGUGAUACCCUUCUCGAGAAGGCCCGUUCUAGCUACGAGACCAUCGCUCAAAAGGCUGGCGAGACUGCUGCCUACCCUGGUAACUGGCUGUAUGAGACCUGGUCUGAAUCUGACUUGAAGGAGUGGCUUGAUACCCAUGGCAUCCCUGCUCCUCAGCCCACCACCAGAGACAAGCUUAUCGCUACUGUUCGCCGCAACUCCCGCCUUGCCUAUCUCCGCAUGAAGGAGCAACAGGCCAGUGCCACCUCCAGCGCCCAAGCUGCUUAUGCGACCCUGACCGACAAGCUCAUCGAUGCCUGGAGCGAGUCCCAGCUCAAGGACUUCUGUGACAAGAACGGAAUUCCCGUACCCCAGGGCACCAAGCUCAACCAGCUUCGUGCCCUUGUCCGGAAGCACCGCGCCGAUCUCCUUGGUGAUACCCUUUCUGCUUCUGCUUCUUCGGCUUUUGGUGCUGCUACCUCUAACAUCGGCUCCAACUAUGCCAAGGCCACUGACGCCGCUUCCCAGGCUGCUGCGGAUGCUUUCGACAAGGCUAUCAACACGUGGUCUGAGACUCGCCUCAAGGCCUAUCUCGACGCUCGCGGUGUCCCCGUCCCCCAGGCUUCCAAGAUUGAUGAGCUCCGCGCCCUGGCCCGUAAGCAUGCCCACAAGGCUGCUUCUGGUUACACUGCUUGGACCUUCGAUGACUGGACCUACGACAACUUGAAGGACUAUAUUCUUGCCCACGGUGAUGCCGCUGGCAAGAAGGUCGCCAACCAGGCCGGUGUUACCCGUGACCAGCUGCUCGCCGCUGCUCAAUCGGGAUAUGCCUCUGCUUCCGCUGCCGGUGGCGAUUCUUACGCCUCAGUUACUAGCUACCUCGCUAAGGCUACCGACUCUGCCAAGGCCCAGACUUUUGACACCUGGAGUGAAAGCGAUCUCAAGGCUUACCUUGAUAGUUAUGGCGUACCUGCCCCCCAAGGUUCUACUCUCAACGAGCUCCGUGCUCUGGCCCGCCGUCAGUGGACCUACUUCAAGUACGGAACCUCGACACCGACCGAGACCGUCUUUGCUAAAAUCGGAGAGAGCGCGAAGGCCGGUUGGGAUUGGAUCAAGGGUCAGCUUCAUAUUGGUGCUGAUGCUGCCCAGAAGCAGGCCAUCAAGGCCGGCGACAAGGUCAAGGAAGGUGCUGAUUCCUACCAGAAGGGCGCCGAGAAGGUUGGCGACAAGAUCAAGGAGGAGCUCUAAGUUCACCUGAUCUCGUGAUACCCCAUGUCUCCUAUCAGAGAUAUUCGAUACCUUCACCAUACGGUGAAGAUGCGCCCAUGACUUGUGUGAUGAAGUGACGAGAACUUUCACAACCUAAUAUCAGAGGAUGGAAAUUUUGGUAAUUAUUUACCCCACUCGGAGGGCGAAAAUGACACAGACAGGGGAGUCAUGGGCUGAUUGUGAUGCAGUCUAGCAUUUAUCAUGGAAGGUUGAGUGAUUCGGAAGGUACAAAGGAUUAUUUCCAAGGCAGUCCUGGAGUUUGUCGUUAUUUUGAUAUUAGUAACCCAUGAAAAUUUUAUGCAUCGGUUGUAUCCUUGAAGAUACCUUCAUUGUGCCGAUCUCGU
This is a messenger RNA of Neurospora crassa OR74A, 2644 nucleotides long. RefSeq lists its product as hypothetical. The transcript is spliced from 5 exons. NCBI's taxonomy places the organism in Eukaryota, Fungi, Ascomycota, Sordariomycetes, Sordariales, Sordariaceae. The record is from RefSeq and is a predicted model, not a curated record. The coding region runs from base 594 to 2279 and encodes 561 amino acids.